GAAUGUUUCGGAGAAGACAAACACAAGAACAAAUAUUGCUCGAGCUGGCCGCGAGCAGAUGAAUGCGAUUGCCUCUGAAUGCACCGGCGACAAGGAGCGCGUGCACUUCUUUGAUUGCAAACCCGAAGUGCCUCCUGAAGGCAGAACAGAACAUUGUUAAGCGGAUGUUUAGUUUCACCUGGCUCCUGCAGGGUUUUUUUACAUUAUUAUUAUUUAAACCUUGCCACGCAUCGUCAUUUCUAAGAGUUGGAUUCCUUUUAUGUUUGUCAGAAUUUUUGCACGACGCCAGCCAACUUAUUUCUAACAACAAACUGCUCGGUUGAGAAAACAGAGAAAGGCUUUUAGAUCGAUUACACUGUACUGAACGGUGUCCUAAUUUGAUAUGACAAACUGUCUGUGGAGACAACACAUAUGUAUUGAGUAGUAUUUCACUGUGGCGCUUUGGCGACCUUGGAUUUGGCACCACAUCUAAUAGCCUUCUAGGGUGUUCGCAGCGUUUCCAAACCAAAGUCGUCCACAAGUCAGGUAGUGACCCUCUCCAUCACUCCUGGAGUUGUGACGCGCGAUUGCCAUAAACAAGACGAAGCGCGAAAUGCCCCGUCUUACCGUAAACUGGAGCCACUGCAGGAGAGACUUGGGAGAAUGAAGAAUGCAUGGCUGAAGAGUGCAUGGCUGAAGAAUGCAGGAACGGAGUGUUGGUCUUAGACCGCUUUACCUGAUGUCCCUAUGGUUGGGCAUGGUGCUCUAUCUCCGCUGUUGCUGGAUUCUGCUCGCCGUGAUCGCUUGUGCCAACGCCUCUGAACCUCUUGGGUGGCUGUUGUCGGAUAAAGGUCCGUUCCAUCGCGCUCAAGAGUUCACCGAGUUUACGGAGCGAUACCAACACGGAUUUACAACUAAAUACAAAAUUUACAGGGAGUUUGGCCGAUGGAAGGUGAACAGCCUGGUGGCGGAGCGGCCGGAGGCCCGAGGUAUGGCUGCGCCCUUUGACCCAGACUUCAUCCACAACAUCCGUCAGCUGGGGAGGAGGCCAAGUUUGCAGAGGAUUACGGACAGCCUCAUAAGGAAGUAUGGCACUCACUUCCUGGUAUCGGCCACCCUGGGAGGGGAGGAGUCCUUGACCAUUUUCGUGGAUAAGGGGAAGCUGAGUGGCGGCCCGCCUGGCCGCUCGGCUGCCAACGGCACAGCCUCGCCUCUAUCCCUGGAGGCCCUGCAUCAACUCGCUGCCUCCUACUUCAUCGACAGGGACAGCACACUACGCAAGCUCCACCACCUCCAGAUCGCCACCGCAGCAAUUAAGGUAACAGAGACCAGGACUGGCCCUCUCGGCUGCAGUAACUAUGACAACCUUGACUCGGUCAGCUCAGUUUUGGUUCACAGCCCAGAGAACAAGGUUCAGUUACAAGGCAUCCAGGCUCUGCUCCCCGCAUACCUGCGCAGCCGUUUCGUCAAGGCCGCCCUGGGCUAUGUUGGCUGUAGCGGCGAGGGUCAGUUUGUAUGCCGAAACAAUGACUGCUGGUGCCAGUGCGACCACGAGCAUCCGCAUUGCAACUGCCCCCAUGUGGACAUCCGUGCCAACGAAGACUCCCUGGAGCGCACUAAGGGGGCCUGGAGCCAGGCCAACCAGGAGUUCGAGGAGUCAGAUGAGUUCCAGGCUUUCGUGGGCCGCCUGCCAAUGCUUGCCAUCCUGAACUCCACGGCGGUGCGGCAGGCGUGGAGGGUCGACGGCGCCCUGCAGCGGCGCUACGCCCAGCUGGAGAGCCGCGUGAGCCUCCUGCUCAGCAAGGCCCGCCGCACCACCCACCGCCUCUUCCGCCUCAGCAGGAGGUGCCACUCCAGGCCCAAAAUAGUCAUGCCCAGGGAGAGGUCUCUUGGCUACUGGCUGCAUCGCGUCCUCUCCAUCCUGUACUGCGGCGAGGGCCAGAGGCUGGGAUUCUACUCGGAGGAGGCACAGCGCUGCCUGUGCCCGGCCGAGCAUGCCUCGUGCCAGGCUGUGAUCCCCUGUGCAGUGGGGGAUGGACCUCGCUGCUCCUCCUGCUCACCGGACAACCGGACGCGCUGCUCGGCCUGCAACCCCGGGUUCACGUUGAGCCACGGCUUGUGCCGGCCCGCCGUGCCCGACCCUGCCGACCCUUACCUGGGCUUCGAGACAGACCUGCAUGACCUGGAGCUGCGGCACUUGCUGCGGAGACGCGACGGCCGCAUCGCUGCACCUGCCGUCUUCGUCAGCAACGACGUGCACCUCAACGCCUGGUUCGACCCCUCCUGGAGGAAGAGGAUGCUUCUGACGCUAAAGAGCAACCGGCUCAAGUCUGGCCGGGUACACAUGCUGCUGGGCGUCUCGCUACAGAUCUGCACCACCAAGAACUCCACCCUGGAGCCGGCGCUGGCCGUCUCCGUCAACCCGUUCGGCGGGAGCCACUCGGAGAGCUGGACCAUGCCUGUCGGGCAAAGCGGAUACCCCGACUGGGAGAAGGCCAAGCUCGACAUCCCAAUGGACUGUUACAACUGGACUUUGACUUUAGGAAACCGUUGGAAGAGCUUCUUCGAGACGGUCCACUUCUACCUGCGAAGCCGGAUCCGGGCCGACUUCGUGCAGGACAACGAGACGGCCUACUCGGAGCCCACCGAUGGCACGGAUGCCUCGCAGAACUUCGGCUACAUGAAGAUCAGCAGCAUGCAGCUCCUUGGCUAUAGCGUGCACUUCGACCCGGAAGCCAUCCAGGACCUGAUCCUGCAGUUGGACUACCCAUACACUCAGGGAUCCCAGGACUCCGCCUUGCUGCAGCUCACCGAGAUCCGACGCAGGGUGAACAGGCUUUCUCCACCUGGGCUGGUGCCUCUGGAUCUGUUCUCCUGUCUACUUCGACACCGACUCAAACUCUCCAGCUCUGAGGUCCUGAGAAUUCUCACAGCACUGCAGGCUUUUGGUGCCAGACACCCUUACUACACAGAGUACGAAGCAACAAAACUAUGUAGUUAAUAAGCAGCAUUUGGAUCCAAUUUAUUUUUACUGUCUGUGUUUCAUUUUACUGAGACAAAAUUCAAUUUCUCCAGGACUCUGAAGUAUGUUUUUAUGACCUAGCUCUUUGUUGGUGGUGUUUGAUAUAAACCGCUUUGCUGUUCAUAGACGCAAUAUA
Molecule: messenger RNA, 3137 nt
Organism: Electrophorus electricus (electric eel)
Lineage: Eukaryota; Metazoa; Chordata; Actinopteri; Gymnotiformes; Gymnotidae
Gene: brinp3b
Product: bone morphogenetic protein/retinoic acid inducible neural-specific 3b
Biological process (GO): cellular response to retinoic acid; negative regulation of mitotic cell cycle; nervous system development
Cellular component (GO): neuronal cell body; cytoplasm; dendrite
Source: RefSeq, a predicted model, not a curated record